Messenger RNA from Babjeviella inositovora NRRL Y-12698, 2574 nucleotides. RefSeq lists its product as uncharacterized. The transcript has a single exon. The record is from RefSeq and is a predicted model, not a curated record. NCBI's taxonomy places the organism in Eukaryota, Fungi, Ascomycota, Pichiomycetes, Serinales. Bases 179 to 2245 code for a protein of 688 amino acids.
GCUAAACGUUUCUAUCAUACCCUCUGGAGAGAUCAUAGUUGAGCGAGGAAAAAAAAAAGAUUUGUUCGUCACUCUGCUACAACCACACGGUGACAUUUUUUUCUCCAAAUUGGAUCAACCACUACCUGUGACUUCACGACGCGACAUAUACCCUUUCCCUUCGUUUGCAUUACUAUCCAUGCCACCCACGGUGUUUAUUCGAGCGACACUGGCUUCUGACUGCACGAAUCUGCAGGAAUGUGAGAAGCCCACGUCGAUACCCGCCUGGGGUAUUGCCAUCACGGUGAUUGUGCCGGUGCUCCUCUUCGUGGCCAUUAUCGGCGCUUUUAUCUACAGAAACUACCGCAAAAACCAACAGGAGGCAGCGUUCGACAACGACCCCGAGUUUGAUGGCGAUGGGACGAUCUUGCCAGACUACCCGCGUGAUGGCCCAUACAUGCGUGAGAUGAGCGUACAGCCUCAGGUUAAGUCGCAGUCGGACGUGUACUUAAACCCGUUCGAGAGCGGCGCACACAACAUGAACCACAUGUAUGCGAAUAACAACGGGCUGUACAGCGACCCAAUGCGCAGCGUGCGCCAUAGCACGCAAGACGCCGUUUCUAUUCUCUCGCACACGCAGAUCUCCGCGAACCCGUUCGUGUUACCGUACUCGGGGCAGACCGGAUCUAAACACUCGUUGGACGAGUAUGCGCGCAACAUCGGCGCCGAGAAUCCUGCGUACAACGUUGUCAAAUCGAGUUCCCAGCUAUCGUUGGCUCAUCCGUCGCAGCCCUACUCGAAGCGCAACUCCUCGUUCUCGACAUUGUCGAAGAACCUCACGCUUAAUGGGAUUGAGAACGGUGUUGAAGGAUACGGGGACGGGAGGUACGAUGAGUCCGAGGCUAGACACGAUGCGUCGGACGCUACGUCUGAAAGAAGCGAUGUUGAGGCUACUUCCGACAGAUACGACACGAGCGACAACCAUUUGUUGGAGGGCCAGGCCGGGCAGUCGAAGUUAUCGAUAACCACCAAUCUGAUUGACUUCAAAGAUGCCAGAUCCGGCAGUGACGUAACCAGAGACGUGAGAUCUGGCGGGUACGUUCAAAGUUCGGACGAGCUUGACACCGCGACCCUUGAGGAAACUCAUGAAUACGGUUUGAACACGGAUAACCGCCAGUCCUUCGCGGUCAACGAUGAAUCCAAGUUCGAGAUCGACGAGCUUAGCGCCUUCCCCGAGGGUGACAGAGAUAGCAUGUCUCACCGCAACAGCGACACCGCAGCUACCACCGCCCGUGGUUCUCUGCUUGAUGGAGAUGACUACAAGCACGCAGGUAGCCGUCUCGACUUGGUGAACCAGGUCAAGGACGACUUAUCAGCCAAGGAAGAAGAAGAAUUGCAGCGCAUGAAGUCAGUUUACAAGGUUUAUUUUGAAAGAGGAAACCUGAUGAAGUCCGUGGGCCCAGCUGAUGAGCUUUUUAACAAGUACGAGGAAGAGGGCAUGGUUCCACCAUUGCCCCAGAUGCAGGACCAUGCCUAUUUGACAGUUGAGCAUGAUGCCAAAAGAAACACGGUGGCAUCGUCGGUAUAUUCGAUGAUGGAAGAGGGGUACGCUCCAGCUCAGCAUCCGUUCCAGAAGUUUAACCCGCAGAUUCACCAGCAAUACGCAGAGAACCGGAGGUAUGCGGAAAACCAAGGGUACCCACAGGGACAAUACCAGCAGCAACCACGAGGCUACCCAUCAGAGCAGGCCCCCGUCCCCGAGAACCUUCCCUCUCUCCAGCUGCUCCCUACUCCUGCGGACUUCCGCAAAUCUACGCUAGAAACCUUUACCAACUUCCUCCCCAAGGAAAGAACCGGGUCCGCCAAGCCAAAGCUUGGCUUGCAGCCGUUCAAUCCAAUUGAGCAUGCCAACGUCUGGAGUCCUGUCUCACCUAGCGUUUCUGAGUUUCCCCUGACAAUGUCGAUGACUUCAGGGACGAAUCCAAUGUCAGAGAAGACACUUCCAAACCCCGCACAGUUGGCACGCACGUCAAUUGUAAUGAUGAAUUCGGCAGAGUUUGGCCAGAGGAAGGCGCACAAGCCUGCGGGCGCCGUAUCCACGAUGCGCGCACCCCUCACACCGGUCAUGGACGGAAAUGGGAGUGCGUACUUCCCGUCGCCGGAGCAACCGGUGGAUUCGAUGUCUGGACAAGUGGGCAUCCCAUCGACGGGUAACGACAGUGACUUAAGGAAGGCGUUGGGGUCGAAUAGGGACUAUCAGUUCUAGUUCGAACCUGCUAAGGCUUCAGAUUGACUGGCCAGGGGGAUCUGACCGCGAGGAUAUCGGCUACAUUCUGGUGCAUAUGAACGUUGACUCUCGCUUAUUGACUGUCCUGGCCCAUGAGGUUGAUUAAUAGCUAACCAGGGCUGGUAUCAGUGUGUCUAGUGCUGGUUUAAAUUCUACCGUAAAUUGAACUCUAACCGUUUAUGGCUGGCGGCGUUCCGCCAACACCGACUAGACUUGUUACGAACCUGCUUCGGUUAUUGUCUACCAGUUUUUUUCAAUAGACUUCCGACCUUUUUCCUUCGUAUUUUUGUAUAUACCGCGGCACCUCU